GAGGUUGUUUACAAGAUGGCGGCUGGCUGGAGGCUGCGUGUUGCGCGCCCAAAAUGUAGCCAGUCGAUGUGCGGACGUGAUGUGAGGUGGAGUGGGAGCCGGGUGCGGUGUUGUUGACAAACAUGCGGUGCUGACAAUGCCGCUGGCGAACAUGAGCGUGGCGAAGAUGAAGCGCGCAGUGCAGGGAGUGACGCUAUUCGCUGCAGCUGCAUACACAACGUUGCUGGUGUAUCAGACGGUGUCUGCGCAGCAACAGGUGGCGGCGGCGCGCGGCUGGCACGAGAGGGCGCCUCGCUCCGUGUCCAGGGACUACGACGCCAACUCGCUGGGCGAGGCGCCGCGACGCGGAGACGCCGCCACGCGCCUGCACGACCUGUUCAUCAGCGUGAAGACCACCAGCUCGUACCACCGCUGGCGACUGCCCGUGGUGCUCACCACGUGGUUCCAGCUCGCGAGGGACCAGACGUGGUUCUUCACUGACGUGGACGACAAGGAGUACCAGCAGAAGACGAACGGCCACAUGAUCAACACCAACUGCUCGUCUUCACACAACAGGAAGGCGCUGUGCUGCAAGAUGUCGGUGGAGUUCGACGUGUUCCUGGAAUCCAACAAGAAGUGGUUCUGCCACUUCGACGACGACAACUACGUGAACGUGCCGCGGCUGGUGCGCCUGCUGGGCCGCUACAACCCGCAGCUCGACUGGUACCUGGGCAAGCCCAGCAUCCGCGCGCCGCUGCAGAUCCUCGACCGCGACGACUCCGGCCAGAAGAUCUCCUUCUGGUUCGCGACGGGCGGGGCCGGCUUCUGCCUCAGCAGGUCGCUGGCGCUCAAGAUGAUGCCCGUGGCCAGUGACGGCAAGUUCAUCGGCAUCGGCGAGAAGAUCCGCCUGCCGGAUGACGUUACCAUGGGCUACAUCAUCGAGCACUUGCUGAAGAAGCCAUUGACAGUCAUAGACCAGUUCCAUUCUCACUUGGAACCAAUGAAGUUCCUACGGCAGGAAACAUUCCACGACCAGAUCACCUUCAGCUACUCCCGGUACAGCAAGGACGAAAUGAACGUUGUGAAGAUAGACGGUUUUGACACACGAAUCGACCCAACAAGGUUCCUCUCCAUCCACUGCUUCCUCUUCUCGCACUUCAGCUUCUGUCCGAGGUGAGACUCCGAGUCGGGGCCGGUGGCUACCCUGUGCUCUCGGCGGCGGUGUUCGCAAACAUUCCUCGUCAAACAGUGCAAUGCUGCAAUCUUGUGAUCGUGGUGUCAGGGCCACCGUCUUUGCCACCGAGUGAGUGUGUGUGUGGGGCGGCUUAUUGUUUUGCAAAUGUGUUUUUAUAUUUAUAAACAGUUUAAUUUUAUUUCGAAAGACUGUGAUAAAUGUUCUUGCCUCUUAUAAAUAUGUAUUUAAGAUUGUAAAUAUAAUAUAUGCAGAUUAUCAGGUAGCAUGCCUUAAAGUGUAUUCAAAGUAACGAACGUUGUUAUUGGAAAGUGAAUAUUUAGUUGAAUUUUUUUCCACUUGAUGUUUCUAAAGUAAUAAUAUUGAUGUAUUUUUUUAUAAACGUAAGAAACUAUGUAUAUUUUUCUGUCACUGUGGAGUAAUUUUUUCACAUUUUUAAUUUAAAUUUUAGGGUGCUUUUUUGACAGCUGCUAAAUUUAAAAUAAUUAAUUUUGUACUUAAACUGAUACUAUUUUGUGUAGUUUGUGAUUGGAAAUUUUAAAUCAUUGCAUGUGAAUUUUUGCUUUACCCAUGUGUAAAACUUUCAUUAUUUCAUUAUAUAUUCACCACAAUUAUGAUUUUGUAACCACCCUGUAGAGAAUGACUCAUGUUUACUGUGAUGGUAGUGUUUUUUUAAUUAACAUCAGCAUGCCUUAAAAGUGAUUUUAUAAGUCUAAGUGCUUGAUGAUGCUAGUAGAAAUUAUUUACACUUUGCCAGUUCAUUGUACAACUGCAAUAUUGUAAAUGCAUACAAUUUUGAUUUAUGACAGAAUAAUCAGAGACGACAGUGUAGGAAUGUGUAUGUGGAGUAAUUUUGGGACAAGGACUUUUAGACUUUAUUCACAAAAUUAUUGUUUAUAGCAUCAGAGAUGUUAAGUAUUGUGAGUUCUUGGAAACAUUAAGUAGAAAGUAUUAUAUAUAUUUUUAAUACUACAGAUUUAUUUGUAUCUUGUGCAGAAUUUAUUUCUUAUUAUCUAGUAUAUGUGGGACACCAAAAUUUUAUUUUUGUUUAAUAUGUUGAAUUUUCUGACAUUGUGUGAUAUAUGGGAUAAACAUGUACAAUAUUUGUAUGUAAAAUACUAGUUUAAUUGUCAAAGUAAAUAUCUGCUUCAAUUAUAUAUAAAGUUUGAAAGAACUGAAUGCCACUUUUCUGUGAUUUUCACAUCAGCAAUAAAUGAUGUAGGCAUAAGUGCAAUAAAUACCAUCCUUUUUUUAUUGGAGGAAAUGUGAACUGGACAGUGAAAGGUAUGCAGAUGUAGAUUUCAAACAUUUUGAAAUAUACAUUUAUUGAUGCAGUUCCUUAUGUUAUUGCAAAUAGUGUGUGUGUGUGUGUGUAUAUAUUAAUGAAUAUAUAUUAAAUUAAUCUAUAUAGACCCUCUUAAUUUGAUAUUUGCUAAGAAUAUGCAUUCAGCCAUUUAUACAUAAUAAAUAAAAUACAGGAAAAAAAUAAUAUUCAAUUUAUAAGUUUCGUGAUAAAACUGAGUGAUGAUACAAUUAUGAAUUUUGUAUAGUGUAUAUUCGUGUAAAUCUAAACUGUAUAGUUACAAUUUUUUGUAUAUUGUGUAAUUAUGUUUUUGUUGAACAUUAUUUCUUUAUGUUUUAUGUUAGUGUUACAUUUUCCUAAUUCUAAACUUUGAAUUGUUGGCAGUCAUAAGUAUUUUAUUAUUAAAUGUGUUUAGAUAAGAAGUUAAGAAGUCAUGAUUACAUGAAAAUGAUUUACUGUGAACUGAAUUAUCAAUAAUUUCAAAAAUUCUAAUGGAAAGUGGAUCUGUUGAAGAGGUACAAAACAAAAGUUAAUUUCUAUACUGUGUGAAAAUGUGGUUGAUAUAUCUUAAUAAUCUUUUGCUACCUGAGCGGCAAAAUACAUAAUGUGUAUUACUGUGGGACCAGUUGUAAAGGAAACAAUUAUUUAUACAUUUUUGUACCUCUAUGUAGUAGGAAAUAAAUCCUGAUAUAAAGAAUUUUUUUUACAAUCUGCAUUA
Bacillus rossius redtenbacheri is the source of this 3192-nucleotide messenger RNA. RefSeq names its product fringe glycosyltransferase. Lineage: Eukaryota; Metazoa; Arthropoda; Insecta; Phasmatodea; Bacillidae. The transcript has 11 exons. The coding region runs from base 137 to 1156 and encodes 339 amino acids. Gene Ontology annotation, molecular function: O-fucosylpeptide 3-beta-N-acetylglucosaminyltransferase activity. Gene Ontology annotation, cellular component: membrane. Gene Ontology annotation, biological process: regulation of Notch signaling pathway. The record is from RefSeq and is a predicted model, not a curated record.